AUUUUUAAAAAAUACGAGUGAUUUAUGUAAAUGACAUUGACGUUACUUAUAGGUGUAUAUGAUAUUAUCCAAAUAUAGAGGUAGUUUGUGGAAAUAGAAUGUAAAUCAGGGGUGAAAACGUAAUUAUCGAAGAAAUAAAUUUGUGGGAGAAGCUUAUUACAUACUCUGCAGAAGAAGUGGUCCCUGGCGAGACGUGGAGCAAUGGCCUUCCCAUAUUAUCUCCGCAGCUCAAACGCCAUAGACUACUCUUCUCCCGUCUACGUUCUUGAUUAAAUUCCAACUCCCACAAGUUGUAAUGACAAACAAUACAGAGGUCCUGAUCAAUGGCGGCGGCGGCACUUGCAGUUGGGCUGAGAACAGCGUUCAUGGUGUUGGGAUGUCUGAUCACAGCCACUGUUAUUUACACCAUUGCCACCGAUGGACUCCCUUUUCGCAAAGAACUCCUCACCCCGUGGAUGGCAGCGACCCUGGUUGAUUUUUAUAUCAAUAUUCUAGCAAUAGGGGCAUGGAUUAUCUACAAGGAACCAAACUGGAUUCGUUCCCUGAUUUGGAUAAUUUUACUUAUAUGUUUAGGAAGCAUUACCACAUGUGGGUACAUUGUUGUCCAGUUUCUAAAGUUGUCUCCUCAAGAAUCGCAACAAGAUCCUAUUUACUUUGUCUUGCUAAGAAAUAGGAAAAAGGAUGGAACUGAAUCAAAGAGAUUUCUAUCUAUUGCAAGUGCAAGGAUUCUUUUCACUGCUUUGGGUUGUCUUAUGCUGGGGACGUUGAUUUACACUAUUGCCACUGAUGGAUCUCCAUUCCGCCGGGACGUUUUGACUCCGUGGCUGUCAGCAACACUGGUUGAUUUCUAUGUCAAUGUUUUCGCUCUAUCGGUUUGGGUGGCGCACAAAGAAUCAAAUUGGAAAACUGCAGCACUUUGGAUCAUUCUGUUGAUCUGCUUCGGAAGUAUCACUACUUGCGCUUAUAUCGUUCUACAACUUUUCCAUCUCUCGUCUGGAGAUCCCGUCUUCCUUGUUCUUUUCAGCAGCAACAGCAGGUCAGGAAAUGGCUAUGAAGGAACUUUACAGACACAAAAAUGUACAGCUGGUUAGGUAAAAUUGAACCUUCUUCAUGAAAUUUGGUUCAGGAUUGAACACACAGACUCAGAUAGAUCUGAUGCCUAUUCUUCAAGGCUGUUGGCUAUUCUCUGUAUAAACUUUCAUUUGUAAUUUUUAUGGUAUGGAAAAGCAAAUUUGUUAUGUGUAUAGACUACUAUGCUAUGUUGCAAGCUAAAUUACGGCAAGUUUUCCUAAGAUUU
Messenger RNA from Sesamum indicum (sesame), 1297 nucleotides. RefSeq lists its product as uncharacterized. The record is from RefSeq and is a predicted model, not a curated record. Lineage: Eukaryota; Viridiplantae; Streptophyta; Magnoliopsida; Lamiales; Pedaliaceae.